CCUUAUCUACCUCUCGACUUUAGUACUACGGUGUUCAUGUGAUCAUAAGCUGGGUCUAAGAAAGCGGAAGGUCUACUUUGUGAACAUGGACCGGCCCAGUACAAGUCACCAAUCUAUACAGAAGGUGGAGAUGUUCGAAGUACGAGAACACGUACCUUACCAGGCGGAGGUGACCAGGGCACCAGCAGCAUAUGACGAAGAGAGUGGGGAACUAUAUGAGUCCUCCUGGAAGUCGGCGUGGACUGCGAUAUGCCAGCUCGUGAAUCUUUUGCAGCAUAUGCAGAUUGCUAUUGUGGUGUUUUCGGUUUGGCGGUACGCUUUGACUUCGCAGGCAGAUGGAUCGAUUACGAAUUUACAGCUGCAUAUCGUGUUUGCUGGUACAGGUUAUCAACUAUUUCUGGUAGAAUCAAUACUAACUCUUCAUAAGCAUAACACAUGGUCGGCCCAACUGAGCAUGGACAGUAAAAGAAUCGUGCACGGGUGUUUUCAAAUCCUAGGAGCGUUGUUUGUUCUCGCUGGAACAUUCCUUGGACUCUCUCAAGUAAACAUGCAGAUUAGUUCUGCACACGCAAUUUGCGGAGUCGUAGCCCUCGCUUUUACAAUGUUGAGCUUUGUGUCCGGAAUCAUCGCGUUAUUCUCUUCCAAGGUUCGUCUCCUCCUGAAAAGUAAUCCCGUGAAGAUAUUUCACGUGGCCGUUGGAAUGUUUGCAUUAAGUAUGGGCCUCAUUACUAUGAUCUUAGGGUUUAAUAGCGUGAGGUUUACUACAACUCAAGGGCCUUUGGCCACAGCCCUCAUCAUCUUUGUAGUGAUAACGUUGGUAUACACUCUGGUGCAACCCAUUGUAGACCUGAUAUCCACCACCAGAAAGACGCUAUGACUAUUCGAAGUCGACGGCUCGAGUGACGGCGAUAGUAGAGCCUAGCUUUUACAUUUUUUUAACUGUUAAAAAGGCAAAAAUAAUAAAAAAAUACUUAAUAUAAAUAGGUUAAGUUGUGUUAAGUCUAAAAUUUUUAUUCGUAACUUAACAAUGUUACAUAUAAUAAUUUAAUUUAAAACACGCGGGUUUUGUUCGAUCGUUCAUUUAUUACGAUUUGCAAAAGGUUUUUAUUUGUAACGACUUUAAAUUAUUAACAACAAUAUGUUGAUAUUCUUCAAAUUGUCGUUUUAAGGAUAUAUGUAAUCCACAGUGUCGAUAAUUAUUUAUUGUCGGCGUACAGACGUGGUACGUGUAUAUGUACGAUAAUACCGUCUUGGUGGUUGAUUACAAUUAAACAACUGUAACUAUGGUAGUUAAUAUUGUACAAUAUGCUUACCUAUUUUACUAUUGGUAACAAUAGUGAUGUAGUUUAAUUUAUUUAGAUUUACCAAGUUCAAAAUAAAUUGUGCCUGCGAAACGUAUUAUAACUUAUCGUGUUUGAUGUGUUUCUUAAAAUGUGAAUCGUUACUUGUAUUGUUAUUAAAAUAUAAUAAUAUUAAGUAGUUAAGUGAAUGUGUUGGGAAUAGUUUUUAAUAAAAUGUAUUUUUUUA
Messenger RNA from Pieris brassicae (large cabbage white), 1527 nucleotides. RefSeq lists its product as uncharacterized. The record is from RefSeq and is a predicted model, not a curated record. Bases 86 to 877 code for a protein of 263 amino acids. Lineage: Eukaryota; Metazoa; Arthropoda; Insecta; Lepidoptera; Pieridae. The transcript has 3 exons. Gene Ontology annotation, molecular function: transmembrane monodehydroascorbate reductase activity.